Messenger RNA from Trichobilharzia regenti, 402 nucleotides. The record is from the annotation of a GenBank genome assembly. NCBI's taxonomy places the organism in Eukaryota, Metazoa, Platyhelminthes, Trematoda, Strigeidida, Schistosomatidae.
AUGGUUGAUGUUAAAGAUAUUUGUCCAUGUAAACAGUAUGAAGAAAAGACAUCCGUAGAAGACGGGUGUGACAGAGGCGCUCAUCUUAAUGAUCGCCCAAGAGACAUUCCUUUAGGAUCUCAGACAUCAGAAUAUUAUCACAUUGAUGAAAAUCUACCAGAUCGCUUCAAUAAUCCUGAUAAAUUUGAAGGCUAUGAGGGUCGCAAAUUCAAUCCAUUAUAUAGAACUACAAACUCUGAGUAUGGGAGACUAAGACCAAACGUUCACACCAUGAAUGUAGUGUAUCACAACAAAAAACAGGAUUUUUCUAAGCUGGAAAUUACAGGAAUCAUUCUCUUAACACUGGUCCUGAUCAUAAGUACAUAUGACAUUCAUUUGCCUCUACGAAUGCAGCACUCCUGA